This is a messenger RNA of Blepharisma stoltei, 3204 nucleotides long. Lineage: Eukaryota; Ciliophora; Heterotrichea; Heterotrichida; Blepharismidae. The record is from the annotation of a GenBank genome assembly.
AUGGAAGAGUCUGAAGAUGUAGGUUCGGGUAACAUUAAGGUUGUUUGUCGUUUUCGUCCCCUCAACCAAAAAGAAAAAGAGAUCUCAAUGCGUGUUUGCGUGGAUUUCAGCAGUGACAAUAAGACUGUUAUAGUAAAAUCUCAACAAGAAAACUCAGAACCUCUUAAGUUUAAUUAUGAUCAUGUUUUCGAUCCUGAAUCUACUCAAGGUGCAGUUUAUGAAAUCGCGGCUAAACCUAUUGUAGAAGCUGUUAUGCAAGGAUUUAAUGGGACAGUAUUUGCGUAUGGCCAAACCUCAAGUGGGAAAACUUUUACAAUGACAGGUCCCGAUAUUACGAAUCCCGGAUUAAUGGGAAUUAUUCCUAGAAUGGUUAGCACAGUUUUUGAUAAAAUCCUCAGUGCUGAUGAGCAUUUAGAGUUCCAAAUCAAGGUAGCUUACUGCGAAAUUUAUAUGGAAAAAAUCAAAGAUUUACUGGACCCAUCUAAGAGUAAUUUGAAAAUACAUGAAGAUAGGACAAGAGGGAUUUAUAUAGCAGAUUUAACUGAAAGAUAUGUAGCUGAUCCUUUAGAAGUGUCAGAUUUAAUGAAAGUUGGGUCACAAAACAGAGAAGUUGGGUAUACAAAUAUGAAUGCUGGGUCCUCUAGGUCACACUCGAUUUUUAUAUUAACAGUUUCACAGUCAAAUUCCCAAGAUUUGUCAGCGAAAACAGGAAAAUUAUAUCUAGUUGAUUUGGCCGGAAGUGAAAAGAUUGGAAAAAUGGGUGCAGGUCCAAUGAAAUUGCCUUUUAGACAGUGUCCAUUUCACCGAAGUAUUUUUGGCCGAAAAUUGGUUGAAACUUUUCGAUAGUGACCCAAAAAAACGUUAAUUUUCGACCAAUCACACUAUUUAAAAUUUUCGACCAAAUGUAUUUCGGUGAAAUGUACACUAUCAAAAAUCCACUGUCAUUUGGCAUGGAGCCUGGAAAAAACUGGUGCUGAAGGCAAAAGACUUGAAGAAGCUAAAACGAUCAAUAAGUCAUUAACGACACUUGGGCAAGUUAUUUCUGCUCUAACAGAUGGAAAAUCAUCCCAUAUCCCAUAUAGAGAUUCUAAACUCACCAGAGUGCUGCAAGACUCACUUGGAGGAAACUCAAAAACUGCUUUAAUUAUUACUUGUUCACCGUCUCCUUACAAUGAAGAAGAAACUAUCAGCACUCUAAGAUUCGGCAUCAGGGCAAAAGCGAUUAAAAACAAGCCGAAAAUAAAUCGAGAAUAUACUGUUGGGGAACUUAAAUUGAUGCUGGCAAAAGCAAAAGAAGAAAUUGCUUUAAAAGACAAAAAGAUCAUUAGCAUUAGCAUUAACAUUACUUAGAGUGUUUAACAUGCUUCUCCAGCUCCUCAGGGUGAUUUAACAAAGCCACAAGGACUCACCUCAGCAAACACCAAUUGGUGACGUCACCAGGCCUUUCCGACGUCACACUUUUUAUCGGUAUGGCGAACAAUCCUAAGCAAGUGACGGCCAAUUAGCUGCCAAAUUUUCACGGCUGCGUUGCCUUGCUCAUAACUUGACUCCUGCGCGUUGUGCCACCGUGGUCUCCUUUCUUGGGAGGGUCAAGCAGUAAAACCCUGUGCCCACCAAACAUCCAAGGAUCAGGCCAGGAGGCUGUGCACCCCUCCCCGCUGCUUAUCUGAUAUUGCUGGAUAAGGUCUAACUGGGAAAACUGAACCUAGAAUAAUAAAAUUGCCAAAGGAAAGAAAAUUCUUCAAAGAAGAAUUUUCUCGACGACGCCAUUUUAUUAUUACAAAAGACAAAAAGAUCAAAGCGCUAGAAAGAAGCCUUAAAAAGACAGGGGCACCAAUUCCUGUUGAAAGUGAAAUUGAAGAAGAUGAAAAAAAAGAUAACGAUGAAACAGAAGAAAUUGAGUCAAAAUCAUCAGCAUAUGAUGAAGUUAUAGCAGAACUUGAGGAAACCCGAGCCAGGCUAUCAGAAGAAGUUGAAAACAAUAUGAAAUUCAAAAAUGAGUUCGCAAUUACACAAACUGAGCUUGUGAGGCUUCAAAAUGAAAGCAGGAACUCGCAACAGCAAAUUAUUGAUUUAUAUACCGUCUGCACAGCUAUAACGUGCAUUGACGCUUCAUUUUUUACAGUAACUUGGAGCUCUAACACGCUACCUAAAGGUGGCAGGUCAACUCCAAGUUGACAAAAGUAUCCUUUUACAAGGAUUUGUCAAGUUGGGCUGACUUGUCACCUUUAGGUGGCUCGUUAGAGCUCCAAGUUACUGUAAAAAAACAAGCGCCAAGCAUGCUAUAGCGGUGCAGACACUAUAUUGCAGCAACUAACUGAAAUUGAAGAAGUUUUGAAAGAAAAAGAAAAAAAAUAUGAGAAUUACGAUACUUUAAAAGUGACAAAUGAAAGCUUGUUAGCUGAUUUAAAUGCUGCUAAUUUCGAAAAAUUGAAGCUUGAAAAAAAUUUAGCGGAGAAAGAAAUCGAAAUCGAGCAAGUGCAAACCCGCCUUAAAAUGAGCGGCGAAAGAGAAAUUUCAAGCUUAAGGCAUGAACUUGAAGAGGAAAAAAGCAAAAAUAUAAGACUUGCUGAAGAAAUCACUGUAUAUCAAAGGCGAAUUGAUGAAUUUCUCCACCAAAAUGGUGGGAAAUUAAGUGAGCACAAAGAAGAAUUGUUUAGGAGAGAGCGAGAAAGCUGAAAACAAGAAAAAAAAUCCAUUGCUAGAGAAAUCCAAUCGAAAAUUGAAAGAAUAGUCAAUCUCGAAAUCCAAUUAGAUGAAUCAAGAGCUGGCUAUAAAACUCUAGAGAGCAACAUGUCUCAAGGUGAAAAAUCACUUAAGAAAAAAACUGACACUUUAGAAAGGAACCUUGAUCAAUUAACUCUUAUGUACCAGCAGCUUGUCAGCCAAAAGUCCAUGCUUAAAGUUGAUAAACAAAUAAAUGAAAGAAAAAUACAGAGGCUGAAUGAAAGAUGUCAAAUAUUAGAGGACCAGUCCAAUAACUUGAAAUCCAAACUUCUACAAGCUCAGCAACAGAUCAAAAAUCUUCAAAACGAUAAAGAAGAAAUCAUAGCAACGCCAAGGUAUUCACUCAAUGUCUAUACUCCUGGGAAUUCCAGAAUACGAAAACCUAUCAGAGGAGGGUCGAAAAAAGUCACGCAUUCUCCGGAGAGGCAUUUAUUCCCACCUGAAGAUGAAGAAGGCCACGAAAUUGUCCACGAAUAG